Onychostruthus taczanowskii (white-rumped snowfinch) is the source of this 935-nucleotide messenger RNA. RefSeq names its product ankyrin repeat and SOCS box containing 18 (gene ASB18). Lineage: Eukaryota; Metazoa; Chordata; Aves; Passeriformes; Passeridae. Gene Ontology annotation, biological process: intracellular signal transduction. The record is from RefSeq and is a predicted model, not a curated record. Gene Ontology annotation, molecular function: protein binding.
GCUCUUUGCAAGGUGGCACCUGGAUCCCAGAGAGGGCAUUGAAGCUCACACCUCGCUCUGCCCGGGCAGGGAUGGUGAUCAGGGGGGAUGAGGGACCAUCAGCCAGGAGAGCCCCCCUCACAUGGCUGCAAGGUGUGCCAAGCUCAUGCUGAUGCGCGGGGCGGCCGUGGAGCUGGGAGCGAGGCGGGAGGGGACACGGCCCUGCACAUGGCCGCCAGGCACCGUCUCUGCCACCACGCCCGCCUCUACCUGCGGCGCCACGCCCGCGUCGACGCCCGCAACGUGCGCCAGGAGACGGCGCUGGGCGUGCUCUGCGGGCAGGCCCCGGGCGACGGCGACCAUUCCCUGCAGCUUUUCCAGCUGCUGCUGGACCACGGCGCCGACGUGGAGGCCCGGGAUGAGAGCUGGAGGCGGCCCUUGCACCGGGCCUGCGGGGCGGCCAACGCCGAGCUGGUGCGGCUGCUGCUGCGGCGCAGCGCCGACGCCAACGCCGUCGACUACGACAGCAUGUCCCCGCUGGGCUGGGCCCUGCAGGGCGCUGCCUCCCACCCGGAGCUGCGGCCCCACCUCAGCGUGCAGCUGCUGCUCAACCACGGCUCCCGGAAGAUUUGGCCCCCGGCCUUCGUCAAGGUGCUGAAAUCCUGCGCAGCCGUGCCGGAGGUCAUCAAGGUCCUCUUCAACUCCUACUCCCAAAUCCCGGUGUCCCAGGAGUGGGCCAAGGCCGUGCCAGAGGAGGUGUUCCAGCAGCACCAGCCGUUCUACCAGUCCACCCGGAGCCUGCAGCACCUGUGCCGUGCCACCAUCCGGGCACACUGUGGGGACAAGUGCCACUCCCUCAUCCCCCUGCUGCCCCUGCCCGGGGCCCUGCGGGAAUUCCUGCUGCUGGAGCCCCAGGGAGUGGUGCUGUGAGGGAGCAGACCCAGGAGCAUGUGUGC